CAUCAACAAUAUUAACAAAGAAACUCGUUUCUAAAACUCAUUCUUCUGCCACCACCCUUUUGAACUUCAACCAUCAUGGCAAAUCCACCUCCAUCUUCUGCCACAGCCAUCAUCGAUCCUCGGUACUGUGCUCCUGCUUCACAUCCCGUUGAUUUAAUUAUCACAAAGGAAAGGACUAGGCGUGAUAACUUCACUGUCACAGACAUUAAUGGAAACAUCGUUCUCACGGUUAAGAGUUCUCUCGUUACCUUCGUAACACCUCGCCAACACCUGUUCUUACUUGACGCUUAUGGAAACCCCAUUGUCCAUCUUCGCAGAGCGCUACUGGCAGCAAAUGAUAGUUGGAAAGCAUUUAGAGGUGAAAGUGAGGAACCAAAGGAUCUGAUCUUUAUUCGAAAGCGAUCCUCGUCAAUGUUCCAUCUAAGGACCAAAUUAAAUGUGUUCUUGGCAAAUAAUACAACAGAAGUUUGUGACUUCAAGGUCAAAGCAAAUUUGUCUGGAACAUCUUGGGAUGUUUACAAGGGCGAGUCUGACACUACUGUUGUUGCUCAGAUAAAUAAGAAGCUUGGGACUAUAUUUAGCAGGGAGAAGUUCAUGGUCACUGUGUGUCCGAACAUCGAUUAUGCAUUCAUUGUGGCGCUAAUUGUGACUUUUGAUUAACCACGACCAAGGAAAGUUCACAGGGGAAAAUUAAGCUUAAUUUGGGCUAAAACUCUCUGAUGGGUUAUAGACUUAUAGUUGUGUAUCUCAGUUUCUUUAAGUAGUGUAUUCUUUCGUUUUUUUCAU
Molecule: messenger RNA, 786 nt
Organism: Gastrolobium bilobum
Lineage: Eukaryota; Viridiplantae; Streptophyta; Magnoliopsida; Fabales; Fabaceae
Product: protein LURP-one-related 15-like
Exons: 4
Coding region: 76-660 (194 amino acids)
Source: RefSeq, a predicted model, not a curated record